GAGCGAGACAACAAUUCAUGCUAGUUUGCCGUGUAGUGACGGCGGCAUCAAUUUCUGAAUUAAUUACCAUUUGUCGCAAAAACUGCGCGUCCUUUAUCUUUUCUAGACCAAAAUCUUUAAUCUUAUUGCAGGUUGUGUUGAUUAGUGAUCUAAAUGGCAUCCGAUGAUGAAGUAGACGGUUCGUUCGCAGGCGACGAGGACGUGGAGGAAGGUGAGGGUCAAAAUGAGAAUUCUGGAGAGAGUGAUGAAGCACCACCAAAGGAGGAUGAGGACUACUCACCUGAAGAUGGCAGAAAGAAGAAAAAGGGUAAGAAAAGGAAAGCCCGAGGAGAAGAGAAGAAAGGUAGAAAGAAAAAGAAGAAGCGCAAGAAUGAGAGUGAAGAGGAUGUCACCAAUAAGGAUGAAGAGUUUGGCCUUGAGAUCGAGGCAGAAGGAGACAGUGACUAUGCUCUCAGUGCCAUGUCAUCGACAAAGAAGUCCCGUAAAGGCAGGGGCAGUAAACACAACACGUCUGUCACACCAGCUGCUUCAGAUUCCGGAUCGGCAGGUAUGCCGACAGUUGAAGAGGUGUGCUCAUCAUUUGGACUCACUGACGUCGAUAUCCAGUAUUCAGACGCCGACUUAGAAAACUUGACUUCGUACAAACUGUUCCAGCAGCAUGUGCGACCAUUGCUCGUCAAAGAGAACCCUAAGGUUCCAGUAUCAAAGUUGAUGAUGUUAGUGGCAGCAAAAUGGCGUCUGUUCUGUGAGACAAACCCACAUCUCGGCAGCGGAACUCCGGCGAUGUCUGAGGACAACACCAACACAUCCACAACAUCAGAUUAUGUGCCUAAAACAGGCAGACCAGGACGCACUCCUAAAGAGGUUAAGAAUGAAGAAGUAGUGGAAGAACCCGAAGAGGAGGAAGAAGAGGAACAGAGCGACGAAGGUGCAACGGCGCCGCGCAAGCGAGGCCGCAAGCCCAAGCACUCGACCACGCCCGCCACGCCGCGCGGCAAGCCCGGCCGCAAGCCCAAGGUGCCCACGCUCAAGAUCAAGUUCAGCAAGCGCAAGCGGACCAGCAGCGAGGAAGACCAGGAGGGCAGCGCAGUGAACUCUGAUUCGGACGCUGAAUUCGAACAGAUGUUGGCUGAGGCGGAGGAACCCAAGCCGGCCACCGCCGCGGCCUCGGACGAGAGUGUUCCCGUCAAGGAAGAUGACCCAGCUGUGCCGCAACCGAAAAAGAAGGCAAAGACUAAGAUAGGUAAUAAGAGCAAAAAGAAGAAGAAAUUGAAAACUACAAGCAAGUUCCCUGAUGGCACUGAAGGAGAACAGGAACACCAGGAUUACUGCGAGGUGUGCCAGCAAGGCGGCGAGAUCAUCCUGUGCGACACGUGUCCGCGCGCGUACCACCUCGUGUGUCUGGAGCCCGAGCUGGAGGAGACGCCCGAGGGCCGCUGGUCGUGUCCGCACUGCGAGGCCGAGGGCAACCAGGACCAGGACGACGACGACGAGCAUCAGGAGUUCUGCCGAAUAUGUAAGGACGGCGGCGAGCUACUGUGCUGCGACUCGUGUCCGUCGGCGUACCAUCGCUUCUGUCUGAAUCCACCGCUCGAGGAGGUGCCGGACGGGGAGUGGAAGUGUCCUCGAUGUAGUUGUCCACCGCUAGAGGGCAAAGUGGCGAAGAUAUUAACAUGGCGGUGGAAAGAACAGUCGGCCAAGUCGAAGGCGCCACGGUCCAGAGAGUUCUUCGUGAAGUGGCAUGAGCGCUCCUACUGGCAUUGUAGCUGGAUAUCUGAGUUACAGCUGGACGUGUUCCACCCUCUGAUGUACCGCUACUAUAUGCGUAAGUCAGACCCUGAGGAGCCGCCGAAACUAGAAGAGCCGUUGGAUGAGCGCGACGGACGCGUCAAGCGGCUCAAGGACAAGCAGGACCAUGACACCGAUGAGAAGAUACUCGAGGAGAAAUAUUACAGAUAUGGUGUGAAACCAGAAUGGCUGGUCGUGCAUCGAGUGAUAAAUCACCGCACUUCCCGCGACGGUACUACUUACUACCUUGUGAAGUGGCGCGAUCUCUCUUACGAUCAAGCCACUUGGGAGUCAGAGAAUGCAGAUAUCGCCGGAUUGAAGAAUGCUAUGGAAUACUAUCAGGACAUGCGCGCUUUCAUCACAUCCGAAGGAAAAACAAAAGGCACCAAAGGCAAGAAGGCCGGUCGUAAGAGCAAGAAUAAGGACAUUAUUGACGAAGACGACAGCAGUGCCGGCUUGCAGAUGAAGCCAAAGAAAUACAACCCACCGCCCGACCGCCCCACCACCAACCUCAACAAGAAGUACGAGGACCAGCCGCCCUUCGUGUACGAAACCGGUAUGCAGCUGCAUCCUUACCAGCUGGAGGGGCUCAACUGGCUGCGGUACUCCUGGGGACAGGGGAUCGAUACAAUUCUCGCUGACGAGAUGGGUCUCGGCAAGACUAUUCAGACUGUCACAUUCCUUUACUCGCUGUUCAAGGAGGGACACUGCAAGGGACCGUUCCUUGUGUCAGUACCAUUGUCCACUAUCAUUAAUUGGGAACGUGAGUUCGAACUGUGGGCUCCAGACCUAUAUUGCAUCACUUAUGUAGGUGACAAAGAUUCAAGAGCUGUUAUCAGAGAAAACGAACUGACUUUCGAUGACGGCGCCAACAGAGGAGGAAGGCCGUCGAAGAUUAAAUCACAAGUGAAAUUCAAUGUACUCCUCACGUCAUACGAGUUGGUAUCUAUCGAUGCCACCUGUCUCGGGUCUAUCGACUGGGCAGUCCUUGUGGUUGACGAGGCCCACAGGCUGAAGAGCAACCAGUCAAAGUUCUUCAGGCUUUUAGCUGGUUAUCACAUUAAUUACAAGCUGCUUCUAACUGGAACUCCUCUACAAAACAACCUAGAAGAGUUGUUCCAUCUUUUGAACUUCUUAAAUAAAGAUAAGUUCAACGAUCUUGCCGCAUUCCAAAACGAAUUUGCCGAUGUGUCGAAGGAAGAACAAGUUAAAAGGCUUCACGAGAUGUUGGGUCCGCAUAUGCUGCGGCGUCUCAAGGCCGACGUGCUUAAGAACAUGCCGGCUAAAUCAGAGUUCAUCGUGCGUGUAGAGUUAUCUCCCAUGCAGAAGAAAUACUACAAGUAUAUUUUGACGAGGAACUACGAAGCUUUGAACCCUAAGAGUGGCGGUCAGACUGUCUCAUUGCUCAACGUCAUGAUGGACCUGAAGAAGUGUUGUAACCAUCCUUACUUGUUCCCUGUGGCUGCCGAGGAAGCUCCGCUCAAUCCUCACGGUAACUACGAUACACAAGCAUUGAUCAAGGCUUCCGGAAAACUGGUUCUCAUGUCGAAAAUGUUAAGGCAGCUUAAAGAGCAAGGUCACAGAGUCCUUAUUUUCUCUCAGAUGACAAAGAUGUUGGAUAUCCUCGAAGAUUUCUUGGAGGGAGAAGGCUACAAAUAUGAGAGAAUUGACGGUGGUAUCACCGGAACAAUUCGUCAGGAAGCUAUCGACAGGUUUAAUGCCCCGGGCGCUCAACAAUUUGUGUUCUUGCUUUCGACUAGGGCUGGUGGUUUAGGUAUCAACUUAGCCACAGCCGACACUGUAAUCAUCUACGAUUCUGACUGGAAUCCUCACAACGACAUUCAGGCCUUUUCACGUGCCCAUCGUAUCGGUCAAGCAAACAAAGUGAUGAUCUACCGUUUCGUCACGCGCAACAGUGUGGAAGAGAGGGUUACACAAGUAGCAAAGAGGAAAAUGAUGUUGACUCACUUGGUUGUACGUCCUGGCAUGGGUGGAAAGGGCGCUAACUUUACUAAGCAAGAGUUGGACGACAUCCUCAGGUUUGGUACAGAGGAAUUGUUCAAAGAAGAUGAAGGAAAAGAAGAAGCUAUUCAUUAUGACGACAGGGCUGUUGGAGAAUUGCUCGAUCGUUCUAAGGAAGGUAUUGAACAGAAAGAGUCCUGGGCCAAUGAAUAUCUUAGUUCCUUUAAGGUCGCCAGUUAUUCCACAAAAGAAGGCGACGGCGAUGAAGAAGUUGACACUGAAAUCAUCAAACAGGAGGCUGAAAACACUGACCCAGCUUACUGGAUUAAACUGCUCAGGCAUCAUUAUGAGCAACACCAAGAGGACCAGGCCAGAACACUGGGCAAGGGUAAACGUGUUCGUAAACAAGUCAACUACAAUGACGGUAUCGUUACACAGACUGAGAAUAGAGAGGAUACGACGUGGCAGGAGAACGGCUCGGACUAUAACUCCGACUUCUCUCAAGGCAGUGAAGAUGACAAGGAGGACGAUGACUUUGAUGAGAAGAAUGACAACGGUGACCUGCUGAGCAGGCGCAGCAAGAGGAGGCUGGAGCGGCGCGAGGAGAGAGACCGGCCGCUGCCGCCGCUACUGGCGAGGGUCGGAGGGAACAUGGAGGUGCUCGGGUUCAAUGCCCGACAGCGCAAGUCCUUCCUCAACGCCAUCAUGCGCUACGGCAUGCCGCCGCAGGACGCCUUCAACUCGCAGUGGCUCGUCAGGGAUCUCAGGGGCAAGUCCGAACGCAACUUCAAGGCGUACGUGUCGCUGUUCAUGCGGCAUCUGUGCGAGCCCGGCGCGGAUAACGCUGAAACUUUUGCAGACGGCGUGCCACGAGAGGGUCUGUCUAGGCAGCACGUGUUAACACGAAUUGGAGUGAUGAGUCUGAUUAGAAAGAAGGUUCAGGAGUUCGAGCAUAUUAACGGCUACUACAGCAUGCCGGAGAUGAUCCGCAAGCCCGUGGAGCCGGUGAAGUCAGCAGCGGGCGAGAGUGCGGCGCCCAGCCCCGCGCCCUCCACGGCCACGCCCAUCACAUCCGCCGCGCCCUCCCCCGCGCCCGCCGCCGCCGCGCCCGCCGCCGCCGCCGCGCCCGCCACGCCCGCCACACCCGCCGGCUCCGACAAGGACGACAAGGAUGACAUCAAGGAAGAGAAGCCCGAUAAGGACCUCAAGGAGAAGGACGAGCCCAUGGACACUAGCGACAUCAAGGAGGAGAACGCCGACGAGAAAGACUCGAACAAGGAUAAAUCCGAGGACAGCAAGGAUGGCGAACGACGCAUGUCCGUGGACGAAGAUCCUAAAGACGAUGAGAAAUCUAAUGAGAAGAAGGACGAUAAAGAUGCCGUCAAGGUCAAGGACGAGAAGGAAGACAUCGACAAGAAAGAUGAUGUCAAGAGCGAGAAAGCAGAGUCCGAAGCUUCCGAGAAACCUAAAGAUGAGAAGAAGGACGAGGACGACGACGAUGUGGUGCUAGUGAAAGAGGAAGAGGAUCUCAAGGUGGAACGGCGCAAGUUCAUGUUCAACAUUGCGGACGGCGGCUUCACCGAGCUGCACACGCUGUGGCUCAACGAGGAGCGCGCCGCCGCGCCCGGCCGCGAGUACGAGAUCUGGCAUCGCAGGCACGACUACUGGCUGCUGGCCGGCAUCGUCACGCAUGGCUACGGCCGCUGGCAGGACAUACAGAACGACCUGCGCUUCGCCAUCAUCAACGAACCCUUCAAGAUGGACGUCGGCAAGGGCAACUUCCUGGAAAUCAAAAACAAGUUCCUCGCCAGGCGUUUUAAGCUCCUAGAGCAAGCACUGGUGAUCGAGGAGCAACUUCGUCGCGCGGCGUACCUGAACCUGACGCAGGACCCCAACCACCCGGCCAUGUCACUCAACGCGCGCUUCGCAGAGGUCGAGUGUCUGGCCGAGUCGCACCAGCACCUCAGCAAGGAGUCGCUGGCCGGCAACAAGCCCGCCAACGCUGUGCUGCAUAAGGUGCUGAACCAGCUGGAGGAGCUGCUGUCGGACAUGAAGUCGGACGUGUCCCGCCUGCCGGCCACGCUGGCGCGCAUCCCGCCCGUGGCGCAGCGCCUGCAGAUGUCGGAGCGCAGCAUCCUGUCGCGCCUCGCCGCCACCGCCGGCAACCCCGUGCCCGCAGCACAAAUGCCGCAGUUCCCCGCGGGCUUCCAGUCGGGCGGCUCGCUGCCGGGCUUCUCCCCGGCGGCGGCGGCUGCGGCCAACUUCUCCAACUUCCGCCCGCAGUACUCCGUGCCCGGACAGCCCGCCUCCAGUGGAUCCUCUAAUAAAUCAUAAGCUCCAUAACUUAUACAACAUAAUUCAACUUGACAAAUCUGCAGGUAUUAACAUUCUCUUUUUCGCAAUAACUAGCCAAUGUAAUAAUUAUGAUAUAUUAAAUAAACCAAUAAAUACGUAUUUCUAUGUUUAUAUAGUUAAAUUUUACAAAUUUGUGAAUGUAGUAGAAUGUCUGAUGAAAUAAUAAAUUGUGUAUUAUUUGUUCUAGUGCCCGGCUAAUUGGUCACAUAGAUGAAUAUUUUAGAUGUAAGCUUUCCAAGAUUCCUGUUCCACCUUGGGUUUGAAGUGAUAAUUAUAGCGUAUUAGUGCCGUUAUGUUAGGUAACAUAUACAAAUACUGCGACAUUUUGACGCAGGACUCACAAUAUUAUUUAUUUCAUCCUGAUCUGUAUGAAUCUUUUUAUUGUGUAAGUGAUUGUGGAAUUUUAAGAAACUUAUUUUUAAUUUACCAAAAAUGAAAAAGGAAUAAAUCGUAUCUUUUAAGUGA
This is a messenger RNA of Trichoplusia ni (cabbage looper), 6570 nucleotides long. RefSeq names its product chromodomain-helicase-DNA-binding protein Mi-2 homolog (gene Mi-2). Lineage: Eukaryota; Metazoa; Arthropoda; Insecta; Lepidoptera; Noctuidae. Gene Ontology annotation, molecular function: ATP binding; DNA binding; ATP hydrolysis activity. Gene Ontology annotation, cellular component: chromatin; nucleus. The transcript has 20 exons. The record is from RefSeq and is a predicted model, not a curated record. Bases 154 to 6084 code for a protein of 1976 amino acids. Gene Ontology annotation, biological process: negative regulation of transcription by RNA polymerase II; chromatin remodeling.